Molecule: messenger RNA, 1662 nt
Organism: Schistosoma margrebowiei
Lineage: Eukaryota; Metazoa; Platyhelminthes; Trematoda; Strigeidida; Schistosomatidae
Source: the annotation of a GenBank genome assembly
AAAGCCGUUAAUUUUAUGCAAGUGCGUUACGUCAAGGUCAAAGUGGUGACGUUUUCGGAUUGCACUGAGUUUAUUAUCAAUAAUGAGUAGGAUUAGGACAUCUCUUGGAGUUUUAAGUCUUGGAUUUGGACUGUUCACUGCAGAAGCUUUGUAUUCUGGAAAUGAGCACUUCUAUAAGGAUUGGUUUUUACCUACUGCCCGUCUCUUAGUCCGUGAUGGUGAAACUGCCCACAAUUUGUCAGUUUACUUAGCAAGUCAUGGUUUUAUACCACAUAAACCUCGAAAUUCAUUCCCUCAGCUCAAAUGUAAAGUUUUUGGACUCGAAUUCGACCAUCCCAUUGGAUUAGCUGCAGGUUUUGAUAAAAAUGGAGAAGCAUUUAUGGGUCUCUUAAAUGCAGGAUUUUCACAUAUUGAAGUUGGGACUGUCACCCCUGAUCCUCAGCCAGGUAACGCACGUCCUCGUAUAUUCAGAUGGACCAAGAAACAAGCGGUAAUAAACCGAUGUGGGUUUAACAGUGAUGGACAUGAUGCUGUAUAUGAAAGACUCAAAAAUCGUCCAUGGGAAGAUAUUCCUUCAUAUUUUUGUCAUUGUAUUUAUCAUUCACAGAAAGUUUUCAUUAAAUUGAUUUUCUACUCCUACUCUUUUAGAUUUGUUCGUAAAUUCAAGUUAAAUGAUUGUUUAAAGUUUGCAGUAUACAUGUUAAUCAUGUAUAUAUGCUGACUUAUUUUGUAAACUGUUUUAACGGUCUGCUUGAUUUAUAAAGUUCUGUCUAUCCAUGUGGUCCCAGUGCUUCGCACACAAUAUAUGAACAUUCACGUGAAUGUUUGACUUAAUCAAGUAGAUGUGUAUAUGUGGUAACUAGUAAAGAAGCUAAUUAUGUUUAUAUAUAUAACAUUUUCUCAAUUUAACCUGUUUUAGGCCGUGGUGUAAUUGGUGUCAAUUUAGGCUGCAAUAAAACAAGUACAGAUCCAACUGCUGAUUAUGUGGCAGGUGUUCGGAAGUUUGGCGAAGUAGCUGACUAUUUAGUAAUCAAUGUAUCUAGUCCAAAUACUCCAGGACUACGCUCCCUACAGAAUAGAGAAAAAUUGCGCGAUCUCUUAUCUAAAGUUUUAACAGCUCGAAAUCAAUUAUUGAAAAAAACUCCUAUUUUAUUAAAAAUUUCUCCAGAUGAAAAUGAUCAAAGUUUAAAAGAUAUAGUAGAUGUUGCUUUGGAUUCGAAAACUCGAAUAGAUGGAAUGAUCAUUUCAAACACAACACUUGCAACUUAUGAAGAGGCUGUAGCUUGCGGUGCUGCUCCAAUACCAGGGAACAAUGAACAAAAUGUUGUGUACGGUGGCUUAAGCGGUCGACCAUUAUUUGAAAAAUCAACAGAUUGUUUAAGGAAAGUUUCUGCAUUAACCAAAGGUGCUAUACCCCUGAUCGGUGUUGGUGGUAUCAGCUGCGGUGAAGAUGCAUUGUCCAAGUUGAAUGCCGGUGCUAGCUUAGUACAGUUAUAUACAAGUUUUGUUUAUCAGGGACCGCCGGUUGCUCAUAAAGUCGCUAGAGAAAUUAAUAAAUUAAAAAUGACAUCUUUAACUCCCGACUAAAAACUUGCUUUUUCUUUCUAAUAAAAGAAUAUUUGUGUUACAUUUAAAUAUAACUUAUUUAUACAUUGUCUUAAA